AUGUCAGCAGCUUUGGCCAAGCUCGCGAAUGCGUCGUCCUCAUCGUUGGGAAGAGCGCUUCAUCUGAAGCUGCCCAAAGGGAUCGCCACGGACAGUGCGCUUGUCAAUCGCCACGUGGCAUCUGGAGCAGCCAGAGCAGCAGCGGCUGUGCCGGAGGAAACUUCAUCCCAGAAGCUGCAGCAAGCUGCUGGCUGGCUCUCCCUGAAUGCUCCGCACCUGAAGGACACCUUUGACACACGUUGUCUGACAACAGCGGACGCCAGCAAGCAGCUUGUGGCAGGCCGGUCGCAAUAUCUUUCCAAACUGGCCCGCGAAGAUCCCACGUACUGCCAGUGGAUUCUCAGACAGGCGAAGGGUGGCGAUGUCUCUCCGAAGAUUCAAGCGAUGGCCGAUUGGCUCAAGGACAAUGCGCCGCACGUUCAGGAAUGUGGGAUUUUGGCAUCAGGCAGCAAGCACUACGGACGGCCAGUUUCUGAACUCGUUACUGAAGAUCCGGUGUUCUGCCAAUGGGCUCUUCAGAAGGUGGAGGAGGGAGAUGCCUCGCUGGGAGUGCGGGAAAUCGCCGAGUGGCUCAAGAAGAAUGCGCCGCACCUGCAGGAGCGGGGUCCUUUUGCUUCAGGCCGCAAGCAUCGCGGACGACCCAUGUCUGAAGUGGUGGCUGAAGAUCCCGCAUACUGCUUGUGGGUGCUACAGGAGGCUAAGGCGGCGACGGCGUCACAUGGAUUGAGAGAAAUGGCGAAAUGGCUUACUGCGAACGCACCGCACCUCAAGGACAGCCUGCAGGUGCAGGACAAGGGCUGCUUUGUUUCAGGUGGAAAGUAUCAUGGACGACCGAUGUCUGACUUGGUGACGGAAGACGCGGCGUAUUGCAAGUGGAUUCUCCGAAGAGCCAAGGACCCCGCUUCUUCGCAGACAUUGCGUGACAAAGCAAUGUGGCUGAAAGAGCACGCUCCGCAUCUCGAGGAGCAGGUGGCUGCCAAAGCGGAAGUUCCCAUCACAGGCGGACGGCAGGGCAAUGACGAGUUCCUUUCACGACUGGUUGCUGAAAAACCAUCGUACUGCUUGUGGAUUCUUCGCGCAGCAGAGGAGAAAGAGGCUUGUGACAAAUUGCGAGAUCAAGCCGCGUGGCUCUCGAAGCAUGCGCCGCAUUUGAAGGAGACGCGGGUGGUCUGCAUGCGGAGCGUGCACCGGGGAAUUCCGCUUCCCCAGCUUGUCGCUGAAGAUCCACGGUGGUGCCGCUUCGUUUUGGAUCAAGCGGAGGCGAAGUGCAAAGAGUUUGGGGAGGUGGCAGUAUGGCUUCGCGAAAAUGCUCCUGAACUUCGAGAUGUGUCCAGCGACGACGAAGCAAUCUUUGAAGAGCUGAGCCGGAAGAUGCUCGAAAGAUAUGGCCAGUGGUUCGUCAUCCGGUAUGGCAAACAUCGCAUGAAGACGUUCUCCGCCGUGGUGCAGGAAGCGCCAGGCUUUGUGAGAUGGGCCCAGGAGACUGUUGCGCGCAACGCCCGGGAGGGGGCCGUCGGCAGGAAUAGCAGCAACUUCGAGCUUUUUGUGACUUUCGCCCAGCAGCUGCGCAGCCAGGAGAAAGAAGAUCCAGUGGUUCUGUGCGACAUGCAGGAGACGGACGUGCAGGUCGCCUGUGCUUCAGGCCAGCCCCUGCCAGAGACAAUCGCUCAGAAAGCCACUGAGAGCAUGACAGCGUGA
This is a messenger RNA of Symbiodinium sp. CCMP2456, 1698 nucleotides long. The record is from the annotation of a GenBank genome assembly. NCBI's taxonomy places the organism in Eukaryota, Dinophyceae, Suessiales, Symbiodiniaceae.